Cryptomeria japonica (Japanese cedar) is the source of this 2740-nucleotide messenger RNA. RefSeq names its product high mobility group B protein 9. The coding region runs from base 951 to 2303 and encodes 450 amino acids. The record is from RefSeq and is a predicted model, not a curated record. The transcript has 6 exons. Gene Ontology annotation, molecular function: DNA binding. Lineage: Eukaryota; Viridiplantae; Streptophyta; Pinopsida; Cupressales; Cupressaceae.
CUGGAGUAGUAGCCAGUCCUUGAGGUGGUGUCACAAGGUAUCAGAAAGUGUCGGGUACUUCUUGUGUCUGUCACCGUUUCAGACUGAUGUCUUUCUAAUAGGGUACCUGUCUUUAAUCUUCAUCAUGGGUCCAGCUUACUUUUAGUUAUUUCUUCAUAAAUCCACCUAAUGUGUUGUUAAUCUCAUUAUUCUUCUUCUAAAUAGAAUACUAUAUCUGAUAAAUUCCUGCAGUUUUGUAGCUUAGUACCUAUAUUAGGCAAGCUACUGCAACCAUUGUUUUUCUGUUUUCUUCUUAAUUACAGUCAUUAAAGCCUUUUACUUGUUUCAAUAUCCAAAUUUUCUGUACAGCAUUUCUUUUUAUCGUUUUCGAGGGCUUGAUCUCCGGGUCGAAUCAUUACAGCUUGUCAUUUCGUUCAUAUAUCCUCUUUACUGAGGCUUUUUAUCUCUGAUAGAACUUCAGAACAAGUUUAAGCAAUUUGCAUGUACUUCAAAAUUUGUGUUGGCCUUCUUCAAUUCUUUCUUCUUCUUACCCAGUUAACAUCUCAUGUUUCGCUGGUAUUACCUACUCCAUUUCAACAAGAGGUUCUCUAGGUUUUCAUGGAUAUAAGCUCAAAGGCUUUUUACUCAAACAAAUCAUCAGCUUCUGUUGCUUUAAAUAUUGGUUGAAUUGAAAAACAGAUCUGAGAGCUUAUAUUGAGUUUCAUGGAAAGUGAGCAGUUUUGCUUCAUGAUUGGGAAAUCUGUUCUACGGAGUGCAUCGGAAAAGAUUCCUUAAAAUCCCCGAAGAAGAGGGAGACACAAUCAAGGGACCCACUGAUCUACAAAGCGCCUUUUUUGAAAAGAAUUGAAAAAAAACAAGGGCCUGCAGUUACCAGUUAAACAAGCAUUGGUAAUUUGGUACAGACUUUGUUGAAACAUGUCUUCACAGUAGCAGCUUCUGCUUAUUCUUUGAUGGAAAGCUACGAAGAGGAAAGUACAGGAGAAGUCAUAAAGGUGGCAGAGUUCCAGACUGCCAUGAAGCCCAUGUUUGGCGCUCCCAGUGCAAGUGCCAGGGAGCAAAUGCAAUUAAGGCAGGACAUGGGAAUAAGAUCACAACACAGAGCAGUGGGACCAACUCCAAAGGUUCUUCAUCACUGUAAAUUCUUGGUUUAUCCCCCGCCUCUGGCUACACAUGCAGAGCUUGUGCACAAAAGGGAGUUGUUUUUCAACACCCUCACCAAAUUCCAUGUGACCCUCGGGGCCAAGCUGACCAUUCCAAAGAUUGGUGGUAAGGAUCUAGAUCUUCAUGUAUUAUAUAGGGAAGUAACUGCUCGUGGAGGACUCCAAAUGGUCAUUAAUGAAAGAAAAUGGAAGGAGAUCACAGUUGUGCUUAACGUUCCUCGCACUACCACAAGUGCUUCAUUUGUUCUUCGCAAGUACUACAUUAAUUUGCUCCACCAUUAUGAGCAGGUUCACUUCUUUCAAGCCCAAGGGCCCUUGGUUCCUCCUCCAGAGGCUAGUUACAAAAAUGCAGCAUUAGAGGAUCCAGAAGUAAAGAUCAAAAAGCAGAAGAUUGACUCUGCUCAAGCUCUUAGAGCAGCAGUUGAUCAAGCAUCAUCAAUAGGAAGUGUUGUGAGUGGGUUUAUAGACGGUCAAUGUGAGCAUGGUUAUCUUGUCACUGUAAUGGUUGGAACAAGAAAAAUGAGGGGUGUGGUCUACCAUGUACCUUCUCCUGGCUCUAGAUCACAAGGUGCUAGGGUAUCUACAUAUACAAAUAUUUUGCAGUCAGGCUUCAGAUCUACAAUGGCGCACAGAAUAAGCAGUAAUAGAAAGAAAAAAAAAGUUCCCAGGAAGGAUCCAGGUGCCCCAAGGCAAAACAGAACAGGUUAUAAUUUUUUCUUUGGUGAGCAGCGAGCCAAACUCAAAUCAAUUCAACCAGAUAAGGAUAGAGCUGUCAGCAAGACGAUUGGUGACUUGUGGAAUAAGCUUUCAGAGGAUGAAAAAUUGCCUUAUCAGGAGCGAGGUUUAGAGGAUAAAGAGCGUUAUAAAAGAGAGAUGCGCGAAUACAAGGAAAGAAUGAGACUCCAGAAUCGGGAUUCACAUGUUAAUUUACAUAUGGUACACAAAUAUGACCAUUCAAACAGUGAUUCUAGAAAUCAAGUUCAAUUAAAAUUAGAAGAAUCUAAGCAACUUGAAGAACGAACCCAGGAGCAGGGAUCACAGAGUUGUUCUGGCAUACCCAAUUUGGAGAAACCUUCUUCUACUUCUGUCAUAGAGCUUGUUGAGAAGCAGCAAUCUACAGGGGGUGAAAUGACCAAUGUAUGACCUCAUUAUUGAAGAAAAGCUAAUUGGUUAGAUCCUUUAUCAUUAUACUAAAUAUAGUCCAUCAUAUGAUCUUUAAUGCGAAUUGACAAGUGAAUUCUACCUCUUAAGAAAGUUCAAUUGGGAGUGCAAUUUAGACAGAUCUGCUAACAAAAAAUAGGACAACACUAGCCUCUAGGACAUACACUGUCAUUACCAUUCUUAUGUGGUUCCUCAAGACCAAGCAAUUUGGACACCACACCAGAAUCAUAUCGAAUUCAUGUUAUUCUCUUCAAAUUACUUUGUCUCACAUUUGUUCUUUGUAUUGUUCGGAGAAGUCCUACAAGGAGGGAUAUUUGAAUCCAUAAAUAGUUUGGUAGAAUUAUGGUAGUGGAAUUUAGAAACAGUUAAUUAGUUUCUGCCAGUAUUUUGAAUGGAGAUCAUAUACUUUAUAUUUGGUA